CACCUUGUCACUACACACUUCCCGACUUCCUCCGAACCUGUUCACAGCGCGAAAGGGUGAGUGGCUUGUGUAUCUAUUUCUUAUACAAUUGGUUCAUUUUUCUAUGUUCUGCGCCCUCAAUUGUCUCUCUGGGAACUAACUCAUCUCAAAUCCAAUUAUCAGAUGCUGUCUCAACGGAUCUUGGCCCGGCGCCUGCCCCAGGUGACCGCUCGCGUCACCAUCCCCCGUGCUUCUUUCUCCCAAGUUCGCAGCCUGGCUGCGCCAGAGCUCGAUGAUCCUUUGCAGAACGGCAACUACCAGAAUCCUCCCCGUAUGAAGCGGGCCUUCAGAGAUCCUUAUGGCGACUGGUGGGAUAAGCAGGAGCGACGCAACUUCGGCGAGCCCGUCCACGAGGAGAACGAGAUUCUAGGUGUCUUCAGUCCCGAACAAUAUACCCAUGUGACGCCUGGCAAGGGUAUCCUCCAGAUCGGAGCUUUUGUUGUGGCCUUCCUGGGUCUAUGCGGCACCGUCAGCCUUUUCUACCCUGACAAGCCCAGCGUUCCCAGGACCUUCCCCGGCGGCUUGGAGAAGGAGCUGGGCGGACCCAAUGCUCUUACCGCCCGUAAAUCCGACGAGGACUCGUGGUGAUCGAUUCUAUUCUUUGAUGCUAUGUAAAUAAGUACAAUAUGAUUUGCGUUAUCGUCUUCAGCCUUCCGUGCGUGGUCUCGGCCAAGGUCGAUGCACGAGGAAAUAAUUAUCUUCGAUUGCGAUUUUUCCAAGCGGGCCUCAGAUGCGUAAGGAUUCGCAUCGCCUAGCUAUUACCAUCCCGCAGUCCUCAUGUGAAUAGGUCAGGGCAUGCAUAGG
Messenger RNA from Aspergillus homomorphus CBS 101889, 843 nucleotides. RefSeq lists its product as uncharacterized. NCBI's taxonomy places the organism in Eukaryota, Fungi, Ascomycota, Eurotiomycetes, Eurotiales, Aspergillaceae. The coding region runs from base 163 to 627 and encodes 154 amino acids. The transcript is spliced from 3 exons. Gene Ontology annotation, cellular component: mitochondrion. The record is from RefSeq and is a predicted model, not a curated record.